AUGGUAAGGAUUUCAAUUCCACAUAUUAUAGGCUUCUCUUUUGAAUAUGGUUUAAGGGCAACCUCUAAUUGAAGUGACAUUAGAUGGUGUAGAGACACGCAAGCACACAAGAUUUUAGGAUAAAUAAUUGGGGGCUUUGAGGUUACCAGUCUAUUCUGUAUUUGAUAUUGAAUAAAUUUUAUUAAUUAGGGAGAUGAUGAUAUAUCAGGAGUGAUAGAAGUAAAGAUGAACAAAUAAAAAAAAAUAGAACAUCUAGGAAUUCGUGUAGAGUUGAUUGGACGUAUCGGUAAGUAUUAUAUAUUAAUAAAAGAAAUUCUCAAUGAUCAAAAGUAAAGUUCAGAUUUCAUGUCAAUGUCGAGAGAAUUAGAACCAUAAGGUUUUUUGUUUGAGGACAAAACAUAUAAAUUUUAAUUUUAGAAGUUUGAGAAGCAAUACGAAAGUUAUUAUGGAAACACAGUUAGAUUAAGAUACUAUUUGAAAGUUUAUAUGACUAGAAGUUAUGGCAAAGUAUAGAAAGAAGUAGACUUUGCUGUUUUGAUUCCAUAACCAGAAUUAGAGGAUUAACCAUAAACUUCAUUAAAGUUGGAAGUAUAUAUAAACAUAAAUUUAAUAUAGGUUGGUAUUGAAGAAUGUUUACAUAUUGAUUUUGAAUAUUUUAAGAGUAGAUAUCAUUUGAGAGAUGUAGUGACUGGAAAAGUGAAUUUCUAUUUGGUCAAAAUCAAAAUUAAAUAUAUGGAAUUAGCAGUAAUCAGAAAGGAAUAAUAUGGAUAAGGACCUCAAUAAUAGACAGAUAAUGAGACAUUAGUCAAAUAUGAAUUAAUGGAUGGAUGUCCUUAGAAAGGAGAAGUGAUUCCAAUUAGAUUAUAUUUAAGUGGAGUAGAUGUGACACCAUCUGUAAAAAAUGUUAGUGGUAAAUUCAGUGUCAAAUAUAUAUUGAAUUUGAUAUUAGUAGAUGAAGAUGAUAGAAGAUAUUUUAAAUAAUAAGAAAUAACAAUUUAUAGAAAGAAAUGAUU
This is a messenger RNA of Paramecium pentaurelia, 1013 nucleotides long. Lineage: Eukaryota; Ciliophora; Oligohymenophorea; Peniculida; Parameciidae. The record is from the annotation of a GenBank genome assembly.